AUGAAGACAGAAUCUUCAACAAUUACUGUCUCUGAUAUUACACCUGACAAAUUCGAUGAACUUUUCUCGAAACAUAAGAAAACUCUUUCAUGUCCAUGUUCAACAAUCAGCAUGCCUCAUAAAGUUUUUGUUUUCAAUAUAAUUAAACGUCAUCCUGUUUGUAAGAGUAUUUUCGUUAAUCAGUCAUGGAUUGAAGCAUUAUAUUUAUUAAACGCAAAUCGAUAUGGAAUAUGGGAUUUUCGAACAACAGCUAGUUCUCAGUUUGCACUUUUGUCUAAUUUUUGUUCAAUCGCUGAAGAUGCCGUUUUUCAUAUUGAAAAUGAUGUUGGAAACAACGAUUUUAUUACCACUUAUCUUCUUACCGACACACAAAUUCAAUUCGAAGUGAAUAGUACGACGGAAUCUUUCAAAAACAGUGCAUCUGCUCGAAUAACUAUGUUCUUGAACUAUUUAAGAACAACUAUACGAGAAAACUAUUUAGUGUCAGCUCUUAAUACAAACUUAAUAAUGAAAAUAUGCCCCGAUUGUUUUGAUGUGGUUCGUCCACUUGCAUUCCCAGUAAUGUAUAAUUCUACAAAUGGAGGCUUUGUGUCCUGUAAUCAAGGUAAUCCAACUAGUGUAGCUACUCUCAAUCCACUGUUGAAUGAUUCCGUGACUUUGGAACGUAUACGGAAGUUUGAAUCUAUGCCAAAUUCUACAAUUGUCAGUGGAUUCUUUGCAGCAUGUACUCCUCUCGAAGCUCUUCUUCAGAGUACACUCGAUUGUUUAUAUGAAAUCGAGUGUCUGCACUUAUUAUUCGGUUAUUUUCCAGCGCUUAACCAUAUGGGCGUUAACUGGACCGACUCUGUUCUGACUUCGAAACAACAAAAUCUUUCUGUAAACGACUAUUUCAAUAAUCUUUUUAUUGAGGAGUGGUUGACAAAAAUAAAUUAUACACAAUAUUUUAAUGAAUGUCAUCCUUCAGUCUGUACAUUCACGGCAACAGAUCGAGCUGAUAUCUCUUAUGCAAUUACUCUUUUCGUUAGUCUCUAUGGUGGUCUCGUGAUAAUACUUCGUUUAAUUGCAUCAUUUUUAGUAAAUGUCUCAUUAAAAUUCAAACAUCGUUCAAGAAACGCAAGUGUGCAUUUCGGUUCAAUUAUUGUUCUUCUUCUCUUCAAUUCAUUGAGUACUCAUACAGAUACAGUGACUAUUCCAAAUCCGUCAUUGAUUAUGUAUAAAGAUUUACAGACGUUGUACUCAGCUACACUCAAUUGUCCUUGUUUAACCAAGGCUAUCUCUUAUCGUUCAUUCGUUUCAUUAUCUCCAACAUUACAUCAAGUGUGUUCAAGUGGUUUUGUUAAUGAUGACUGGUUUGCAUUAUUAAAAAGAAGCGCCAUUACAGAUCAUCCUAAUGAUUGGCGUAAUCGCGCUCCGCCACAAUUUCAAUUGUUGUCUGAUUUUUGUCGGCUGGCUAAUAAAACGAUUGAUGAUAGUGUUAAUCGCUUUCUGAAGCAGUUCUUUAUUGCUUCAACUGUAUUUAAUGAAAUCGAUCUCGAUACACAAUUAAAUGCAACUCUCAGACAAUUUUAUAAUUCAACGAUUUUCGACUUUAGUCUUCAGAACGAUGUUGUACGUCUUUUGAUGCAAGUCGACCAGCCUUAUAUGGGACCAUUAGAUACUGUAUCAUUUAUUUUACCUGGCAUUCCAGAAAUUAAUUCGACAGUGCUCACCUGUGUUUGUGCAACUAAUCCGCGUUGUCAAGUUCAUGGAAAUUGGUUCGAUCGAUUCAAAAUGGCUAUGAGAAAUAUGAACAAACUUUUAUAUACCACUCUCAUUAAUCUAAACAUAUUUUCGUUGAAUGAUAUUGGUAGUAAUGUUGAUCCGAUAACGGCUAAACGUCUUGGUCGAUGGGCAACUCGUCUAUAUAUUGCUUUAUUCAUCGGUGGUCUUGGUAUUCUUACUAUAUAUAACCUAAUUCAACCAGAAAUGCUGACGAAAACGUUUGAUAAACCGUCUUUCAGUGUUUACAAGAAUCUGAAGCAGCUUCAUGGCGACAAAUUAAAAUGUCCAUGUUCAGUAAUUGCAUCAGCAUAUAGUCAAUUUAUAGAAAUUGAGCCGAUAUUUCAUGAGAUCUGCUCGAGUCCAUUCGCAUCGGAACAAUGGCGAACUGAUCUUACAGCUGGUCUUGUUUCUAAUUUGUCUAUUUAUGCACGAAGAGACUAUCGUCGUUUUCUUUCUGCUCAUUUACAAUUUCUCCAAGGAUUGUGUCAACUUUCCAAAGAUGCAGUAUACAAUUUGGUCAAUCAAAUUCGUACCUCAUUACUUGUCACUUCUGAACUUCUUUCAGAAACAAAUUUUAAUCAAACACUUCAAUCGUUGAUUGAGCAGAGUAAAUCAAAUGCUCCUACAAUAUUCCGUCAUCUUCUCUUCUUAAUUCGAACUAUCAAUCAUGGAAAUGCUUUCAUGUCAACAUAUGGAACAAAUUUCGAAUAUAUUGUACCCAAGAAUACAUCCAGUGAAUAUCAUACACCUACUCGAGCUCUAAUCUAUGAUGAUGAAUGUUCUUGUGGGUUAUGUUCGAAUUGCACAACUCAAGCAAAUUUUAUCACAUUCAAUUCUUCUGGAAUAACUUCAAUUCCAAUUAAAGGUUUAAAUGUAGGAUGUACACCAAGUGAAUCAUUUCGUGCUUCGACUCUUGAAUGUUUUUUUGAUCGUUCAUGUAUUGAUCUCAUUCAUCAAUAUACUAAUUACAGCAAUUCUCAUGAUCUUCUCUCUAUAAUGAAUAGUAGUUUUUUAAUUAACACUACAAUGGCUAAACUUAUUGACAGUCUAUUCAUUGAACGAUGGUCAACAAAAACAAAUUAUACAUCUUAUUUUGAGCAAUGUUUACCAUCGCGUUGUUCCUAUACUAGUGUUCAAAAGUUCAACUUAAUCGGUAUAAUUACUCUUUUACUUAGUCUUCAAGGUGGUCUCACAAUCAUUCUUAAAUGGAGUUGUCCUAAAAUAGUUCGGGUUGCAUCUAAAAUAAAUGAUUAUCGAAAAAAGCGAAGGAAUACUGUUCGUCCUGUGUGUGUUCUUGAAAAAACAUCCAGUGAUAUUUCCGACAUAACCACUGACAAUGUUACUACCAAUAUAGAGACAGAUUCAACACCUAAAACGUCUCCGACAAUUAUCGUUAAAUCACUUCGAUGUACUUCUAAGGUCGUUUUCAGAUGUGUACUAUUGACUUGUGUAAUAGCAGCUUUGGCUAUUUUUUCAUUUUAUAUGGUGCGACAAGCUUCCUCGAUCAACACGACAAAUGAUACUAAUUUGAAUCCAACAACAAAUACAACAAUGUCAACAUUUUCAAGCACAGCAACACCACUUUGCAAAUUAAACUUUCGAUCGAUAUCGAUGAACACAUCUAAUUAUGACAUUAUACCACAUGCAUUUGUUUCUGCUGAUUUUAACAACGAUAAUCGACUUGAUCUUGUGUUUUAUUCUGAAUUAUAUACGACUCUGUAUCUGCUGUUUGGAAAUGGUGAUGGAAGCUUUGGAGCAGAGAAUAUUAUUCCAAUGAAAAGUUUUAAUUUCUUGACUCAUAUUGAUGUUGGUGACUUCAAUAACGAUAAUCGAUUUGAUCUCGUUUUAGCCGGUAUAACCCAGCUUGGUAUUCUGCUUGGAAAUGGCAACGGAGAUUUCGGAGCUCUGAAUACACUAUCGCUGGAACCGGAAUGUACGCUAAUUGACAUCACUGUGGCUGACUUCAAUCAUGACAAUCACUCAGAUAUCGCUAUCGUUAGUUGGAGCAAUAAUAAUAUUUGUGUGUUUCUAAAAAGUAACGACAAUUUUUCAUCCCCAUUUAUUUUUUCUACUGGACAUAAUAGCCAGCCUCGAUCAUUAAAUGUCGGUGACUUUAACAAUGAUGGUCACUUAGAUAUUGCUGUAACCAAUAAUAAUGCUGUGAAUAUUGGUGUAUUUAUUGGGUGUGGUAAUGGGACCUUCGAGAUACAGAAGUGGUCUUUUACGAGCAUGAGUUCUAAUCCGAAUAAUAUAGCAGUUGGUGAUUUUGAUGGCGACACUUAUCCAGAUAUUGUUACUUCUAAUAUUGACGACAACCUUAUUUGUGUACUGUCUAAAUAUAAUAAUGGAGUUUUUGGUGGCAAACAGAAGUUUUUUAUAAAAUCUGUUUGGAGCACACCUUCAGUUGCUGUAGGUGACUUUAAUUGUGAUGGCUAUUUAGACAUCGCUGUUGGAACGACUAAUCCAUAUGGCAUAGAUGCGCUUCUCGGAUAUGGAGAUGGUCAUUUUGAUACGCAAACAAUAUUUCCGACUCAGCUGAUUGAUAAAAAUAUUAUGAUCGCUGUUCAUGACUUUAAUGGUGAUACUUAUCAAGAUAUAAUCGCUAUAGAUGGUAUCCUUAAUACUAUAGAUAUUCUUUUAAACAUAUGUGAAUGUUGUACGCGUGAAAUUCUCAAAAAAAGUAACUCCAGUCUCCCAUAA
Molecule: messenger RNA, 4461 nt
Organism: Adineta steineri
Lineage: Eukaryota; Metazoa; Rotifera; Eurotatoria; Adinetida; Adinetidae
Source: the annotation of a GenBank genome assembly